Rattus rattus (black rat) is the source of this 684-nucleotide messenger RNA. RefSeq lists its product as uncharacterized. The record is from RefSeq and is a predicted model, not a curated record. The transcript has 5 exons. Bases 31 to 684 code for a protein of 217 amino acids. NCBI's taxonomy places the organism in Eukaryota, Metazoa, Chordata, Mammalia, Rodentia, Muridae.
GUUCCUGUAGCAUCAAGGGAGAGAGACACCAUGGCUGCCUCCAGGAUUCUUCUGGUCCUGCUCUCUAUAUCCCUGCUGGCCCUGAACUCAGCUCAAAGGACCAAUGAAAAUGAUGAAAAUUCUCCUCAAGAUCAAGAAGCCCUUGAAGAAGGAGAUGCCAACCAACAAAAUGGUGGUAUACACACAGGGCUAAAUGAAAUAAAGAACCAUUUACAACAUCAACUAAACCAGCAUGAUGAGGAGGGUAUCAAGCCCAAGAGAGGGAAGAAUGGCCAAGGUGGUAACCGAAGGUCUGCUGGUGACAGCUUGGGAGGCCAGGAUCGUCAGAGUGGAAAUCAACGAGGAGGAGGUGGUCAAGGAGGCCAUGGUCACAGUGGCCAGAUAGGCCAGAAAGGAAAAGGUGUAGCCACACUUCUGAGGAUCCCCAGGAACAUAAGAAGAGCUCAAUCUCAGAGUCCUCGACUGUUGAUGGUCGUGAACUGGAUAAAUCGCAAAAGGUACAACUAUCAAAGGGUGUUCAGGAACAUUUACAAUUCUCUGAAAAUCCACAAGGACCACCCCAGAAAGAAGGUCACCAGGAAGACUUCUCUUCUUCUGAGAGACUGCAAGUACAUCAUCCUUCUGCAGGCAACAAAGGAAGAUCUGCUCAUAAUUUCCAUAGAGAACAAGUUCAUAGUCUGCUAA